CGACGCCGCCGCCGCCGCCGCCGCCGCCGCGCCGGCCGACGGUCUCGAAAGCCAAGUGCUGGUCGAGGGAAGCGGCUCUUCGAGGACGGCGAUUCUCAAUCGGCCUUCGGUUCUCAACGCUUUCAGCACGGCAAUGGGUGCGAAGUUGCAGAAGCUGUACAAGAACUGGGAAGAUGAUCCGGACAUUGGUUUCGUGAUGAUGAAGGGCAGUGGCAGGGCAUUUUGCGCCGGGGGCGAUAUUGUUAGCCUCUACCACUUGAUAAAUAGAGGAAAAAUAGAGGACUGCAAGGACUUCUUUAGGACAAUAUAUAGUUUUAUAUAUUUUGUAGGUACAUAUUUGAAGCCACAUGUGGCUCUGCUAAAUGGCAUCACAAUGGGAGGUGGUGCUGGAGUUUCAAUUCCAGGGACAUUUCGAGUUGCGACCGAUAAAACCGUCUUUGCUACACCGGAGACUCUUAUUGGGUUCCACCCUGAUGCUGGAGCCUCCUUUUACCUCUCCCAUUUACCUGGUCAUUUAGGAGAAUAUUUGGGUCUAACGGGAGAGAAACUUACGGGUGCUGAAAUGAUUGCUUGCGGCCUUGCUACCCACUAUACCCUUGAUGCAAAACUUCCCUUGAUAGAAGAACAACUGGGGAAAUUAGUUACAGAUGAUCCAUCAGUGAUCGAGAGUAUGCUGGAAAAAUAUGGAGACCUUGUCUGUCCAGAUAAGAUGAGUGUAGUUCACAAGAUAGAGUUGGUUGAUAAAUGUUUUGGUCACGAGACGGUUGAAGAGAUUAUUGAUGCCUUGGAAAGCCAAACAGCUGGACUGAAGGAUUCAUGGUGCAAUUCCGCCCUUAGGAGACUUAAAGAAGCUUCUCCACUGAGCUUGAAGGUUUCUUUGAGAUCUGUACGAGAAGGGAGGUUCCAAACACUUGACCAGUGCCUGGCUCGUGAGUACCGCAUGUCCCUACAAGGAAUAUCUAAGCAAAUUUCUCAUGACUUUUGUGAGGGGGUUCGGGCACGAGUGGUGGACAAGGACUUAGCACCGAAAGUGGGAUCCUCCGAGCUUGGAUAAAGUUUCGGGAGACAUGGUGGAUCAAUACUUUUCACCUCUCAGUGAACUUGAACCUGACCUAGACCUCCCAACAAAAGUGCGAGAAGCCUUCACCUGAAUCUGAUUACUUCCAUCCUUUUCUAUCUCCGAUAAAUUAUAUGUGUGAAGUGGCAAGAACUGGGAUUCUAAACAAGACUACCCAUGGUGGCGGCUGAAAUUAGUCAGAAAACGUCAUUCUCAAUUGGAAUAUGAAGGCUUCACCAAAUUGUUGAGGUCCAUUUUUUGACUCAAGUUUUAUAUGGACAGAAUCACCUACAGCGUUCGUGCUAGUUGGGGUUUUAUCUAGUUUUGGCUUGUGUUAUGAAAGUGUUAUGUUUCUACUGAUGGUCAAGUCAUAUUUAAACCAUCUUUAGAUCCAUUUACGUGCGGUUGCUUGUUUUUUGUCUGGUGGUAGUGGCUGGCAUUGACUAAUGAAACUGCAGCAUGACGGACUAGGACCGACGAGAGAAAUUACCUUUUCCAUUUUCGAUUUUCCUGGUUAGGAACAUCAA
This is a messenger RNA of Eucalyptus grandis, 1584 nucleotides long. RefSeq names its product 3-hydroxyisobutyryl-CoA hydrolase-like protein 1, mitochondrial. Lineage: Eukaryota; Viridiplantae; Streptophyta; Magnoliopsida; Myrtales; Myrtaceae. The coding region runs from base 134 to 1054 and encodes 306 amino acids. Gene Ontology annotation, biological process: L-valine catabolic process. The transcript has 14 exons. The record is from RefSeq and is a predicted model, not a curated record. Gene Ontology annotation, molecular function: 3-hydroxyisobutyryl-CoA hydrolase activity.